UGACAUGUUCUCCCUGUGUCAGUGUAGGAUUCCUCAAGGUGCUCCAGCUCCCUCCCACAGUCCAAAGACAUGCAGGUUAAUUGGUGACUCUAAAUUGUCCGUAGCUGACAAUGUGAGUGUGGUUGUCAGUCUGUAUGUGUCAUUCAUGUGAUAGUCAAGACAUUUAAAAUAAAAUUGAUUAUUCACUCAAACAAACUUUAGCUCAGGUUGUGCAGAUUACAGAGACAUUUGAAGAUACUCCAGGAAAUGACAUCACAAACAAAACCCCCAGUGUAGACACUGAGGACUGUUUCUACUGCAUAGAGUGUAAAGGGUUAAUGAAAUGUCCUAAUAAGAUACAUUAACCAUUGUUUUCUCUGUGUUUUAGUGAGGCUGUAGUGUGUGUGUGUGUGUGUGUGUGUGUGUGUGUGAGUGAGUGAGAGGAUGAGCGGUGGUAAAAAGAGGAGUGGUUUCCAGAUCACCAGUGUGACCUCAGACAUCAACCAGACUCUGGCUGGCCAAUCAGCUCCCAGUGUGGUCCUGACCAUCGUCCAAUCAGCAGCCUCUUCCUCCUGCAGCGCUCAGGGAAGCUCCUCCCAGCCGACCACGCCCUCUCUGAAGAGGAAAUACAUCUCCCACGAUGCCUCAGGGCAGGGGGCGGGGUCUUCCUCCAGGUUCAGGGUGGUGAGGCUGGCGGUGGGCGGGGCCGGCGGCGGUGGGCGGGGCGAGCCGUACUACCGCGGGCGAUGGACGUGCACGGACUUUGUGGAGCGUCAUGAAGGGGCAGUCUUCAAGCGGGUGAUGGACACCAUGAGACAUGCCCACUCGCUGGAGUCCCUGGAGAUGAUCGGUCGGGACAUAGACAGAGGUGCAUACCACUCUCAGGACACCGCCCACCUGCUGGCUCAGCCAAUCAGUGGCAAGGAGGGGGCGGGGCUUGUGCUGCACAGUGGGCCGCCUUCUCCGACACACCAAGAGCCAAUCAACAUCCGGCUCCUGGACCUCAAGGAGCCAAUGGGAGCUCAGGAUUUUGAAUCCACCCUUCCACCUCCUUCGCCCCGCCCACGAAUCGUCCCUCCACCUCUACGAUUGGAUGUCGAUUCUGCAGGACGGUCUGUCCUCAGGCUGUCCCACUCUCAGCCCAGCUCCCCCCCUGCUGGACCGUCCCAUCCCACUCUGACCCCCAUUCAAACUCCAGCAGCCUUCAGUCUGGACGAAACCAUCUUCAGCCUGUCGGGGGAUGACAGGUAAGUUAUUCAUGACUCACUGGUGGGUGUGGCCACUGUGGGGAGGUGUCUCACCUACAGUUAGCUGCAGACAGACAGACAGAGACAUGUGGACAGACAGCUGCAGGGAACAGAUACAACUCGAACAAUGAUUACUACAGCUAAUGAUGAUUGAUGGAUGAUGGAGUCAUGUUCUCUGUCACCAUGAACACACUGAGGGAACAUGUCUAUGAUUGUAGAACGUGUCUAUGGUUGUAGAACGUGUCUGUGGUUGUAGAAUGUGUCUGUGGUUGUAGAACGUGUCUGUGACUGUAGAAUGUGUCUGCGGCUGUAGAAUGUGUCUGUGGUUGUAGAACGUGUCUGUGGUUGUAGAAUGUGUCUGUGGUUGUAGCAUGUGUCUGUGGUUGUAGAAUGUGUCUGUGGUUGUAGAACAUGUCUGUGGUUGUUGAAUGUGUCUGUGGUGGUAGAAUGUGUC
This is a messenger RNA of Epinephelus moara (kelp grouper), 1680 nucleotides long. RefSeq lists its product as uncharacterized. Bases 424 to 1230 code for a protein of 268 amino acids. The record is from RefSeq and is a predicted model, not a curated record. The transcript has 2 exons. Lineage: Eukaryota; Metazoa; Chordata; Actinopteri; Perciformes; Serranidae.